CAGUGCAGCUAUAAAGAACAGACCAACUAUUUCCAUGCGCGUCUCACGCGAUCUCACGUGGACGAGUAAGUUUAACAAGUUGGACAAAUUUUUUUCUUGAUUUCGAGCAACAUUUUGACCGCUUAUAUAAAUUUUCGCGUUUGCGAUGGAGGACACUCAAUGCCCAUCCGAUUUUGUGUGUUCUACUUUGUGGGUGAAGAGAGGCGUCGCCACAGCCAAUCCCCAGGAGGUUUUAUUAAAACCUGCCGAUUUCACGAAAAUUAUAAAGAAAGCCCAGACCGAUACAGACACAGAUGAUGACUCGGAUAAAGAGACGAACUCAUCCAAAGAGCAACUUAAUACUGCACAAGAAUAUUCUUUAGCUGCCGGUGAUGAGUACAACUUUAACAAUUAUGACAACGAAGUAAAUAGCAUGCAUUGUCAUAUUGCUAACAUAGCAAGCUUUGAUAUAGAUGGCAAGGAUCCUCUUGUUACAAAUGAUGAUGAUGAUGAUUCAGAUAAAGAAGACGAUAUCAUCAAGAGUGAUGAUAAUCUGUUUUUAAUUGCACAAAACAGUAAAGAUGUAGCUACCUUAGAAGUACAUGUAUAUAAUGAAGCAGAAGGAUCAUUUUAUUGCCACCAUGAUUUACCAAUAUCUUCCUAUCCACUCUGUUUGGAAUGGCUGAAUUUUGAUCCUGAGGAUCAAAAGCCAGGUAACUUGUGUGCAAUUGGUAGCAUGACUCCUAUAAUUGAAGUAUGGGACUUGGACUUGCUGAACAGUGUGGAGCCAGCCUUUAAACUUGGUUGUGAACCAAAUAAGAAAAAGGGGCAGAAGCAUGUUGGACACAAAGAUGGAGUUUUAGAUUUGGCGUGGAAUCAGAAUUACACACACAUUCUUGCUAGUGGAUCAGCCGAUAAAACAAUAUUAUUGUGGGAUUUAGAAAAUUAUACACCUGUGACCACAAUUGAUCCAUUUAGAAAAGAGGUGUCUUCAUUGAAAUGGCAUCCACAAGAAGCUAACAGACUGUUAACAGGAUGCUUGGACAAAAUCGUGCGAUUAUUAGACUGCAAAGAAUACAAAGUCGUGGAAAAGUGGAAUGUACCGACAGCAGUGGAAAAAGUGCUGUGGAAUCAGUAUGAUACAAAUUACUGUAUUGCCAGUUUAGCCCAGGGUUACAUUACGUACUUUGACGUAAGAGUAAACAAGGCAGUUUGGAUAACCAAGGCCCACAAUGAAGAUGUCUCGGGUCUUGCUCUCAGCUCGUCGUGUCCCGGCCUGUUGGUAACUUCCUCGGACGACGGUUUAAUGAAGGUGUGGGAUAUCAUCAACCACGAUCCUACACUUGUGUGGCAGAAGGAAGUCCCGAGCUAUACCGUUUGCACUGAGGCAAAUCCGGAUAACGGAUUGAUAUUUAGUAUUUGUAGGACGAAAAAACCGUCAGGCACAUCGACUGAAAUAUUGGACUUUUCGACGAUACCAGAGGUCUCUAAACCUUGCCCAUUCAAGAGAUACAGCAAAUCUUCUGUAGCAACGUUACCUGAGGCACCAGCAGCAUAUGGACAUCCACCUAAUCCAGCUACCGAAGAAUCAAAGACUCUUAUACCUUUCUCAAGACCCAUUGUUGCCUUCAUAGGGACAACCAGCGAUGCAAGAUACAUAGCCUCUAAUCCUUAUGUCAUGCUUCUUUGCUUCCUCUAUGACAACCGUGGCAUUCUUCCAGUGGUCGACAACCUGUUGAUGAAGUCAAUCUUCACCUCAGUGGGCAGUAUGUUUUUCUCGUUCUGCAAACCGUCACGUGGUCCAACCUCGACCACUUUUACGAAAUCAUUGCGCUCCGUUGAGUACUUCCUGACGCAGCUGCAAACUCUCGACGUCGGUUUGUCCGUUCGGCUACGGUAUUUGCGCGAGUGCGAGACAACAGGGAUGGACGAAAAAGAGGAAGACGCGACGGAGGAUGUCGAUCAGGCGAAGGAGAGGGACCCGUGCAAGGAGGUGAUCGACACCUGCAUCACCUGCAAAGAGAACUUAACCUCGCUUUUCGCAUCGUGCGAUCACAGUGUCAACAAGGUUCAUUUCUCGGAGGUGCCGCAGAUGUGCAAGAGCGAACCGUGUCAGCUGGGGGUGGACGAGGCGGGCCGGGGGCCGGUGUUGGGCCCGAUGGUCUACGGGAUCUCAUACGCGCCGUUGUCGCGCAAACAGUUGCUGGUCGAGCUUGGCUGCGCCGACUCCAAGAGCCUGACGGAGAAGAAGCGGGACGAGAUAUUCGAUGGUAUAUGCGAGCACAAGGACUGCAUCGGCUGGGCGGUCGAGGCGAUCUCGCCGAACGUGAUCGCCAACAGCAUGUACCGGCGCACCAAGGUCUCGCUCAACGAGACCUCCAUGGUAUCGGCCACCGAGCUCAUCAAGGCGGCGAUCGAGGCUGGUGUGAACGUCGCCGAGGUCUACGUGGACACCGUCGGCAAGCCGGAGACCUAUCAGGCGCGGCUGAAAGCCGUAUUCCCCGGCGUGAAGGUCGUUGUCGCCAAGAAGGCCGACUCCACUUACCCGAUCGUCAGCGCGGCCAGCAUAUGCGCCAAGGUGUCGCGAGACCACGCGAUUCGCGCGUGGCGCUUCCGCGAGGUUGACGUCGCCUUCCCGAGCGAAUACGGCAGCGGCUACCCUACCGACCCCGUGACGAAGAAGUGGCUGUCAGCGAACGUGGACGGGGUGUUCGGCUUCCCGCAGCUGGUCCGCUUCAGCUGGUCCACUGCCGAGCAGAUCCUGCAGUCGAAUGCGCUCGCCGUCGAGUGGGAGGAGUCCGAGGAGACGGGGUCGCCGAGCGAGCAGAAGAUCCUCCACUUCUUCACCCGCUCACCGUCGAAGAUGCUGACCGGCGCUCACGUGAAGAAACACCACUUCUUCACCGAGCGUUGCCUGUCCAACGCGAGCGUCCUUUGAGCAGCUCUUUUGCCUGCCUCUCGCGUAGGGUCCUUCUCGGGUUGCGGCUUUGUGUGUCCUCUCGCGCGGCGGUAUCCCUUGGGGUGAAAUGUCAGUCGCACACGGCGGCAAGUACAGUGGCAGCCGGGUCGCUCGAGUUUCCAUGAUUUUUCACUCGCACGCGUGCGCCGACCUCUCCGUGUCAAGUCACGAGAGUAUUUUCCCCGGCAACCCGGAAGAGCGAAUUUCACAUACUCUCCGUCGCCGCCGCCGAUUGGAUGGAUUCCAGUCGAUUUCGAACGUUACGCAGGCAGAAUCCAUUCUGAAUCCGAGCGAAGCAUUCACUCUUGCGCGAUUCCGGCAAAGACAGGGAAGGAGGGAGGAGGUGUUUUCAUUACCCUCUCGAGUGAAUCUCCAGCCGCUCACGUCGAGCGUGGUCUCACUCCGACAACAAGAUUUAGAGGGCGCGCUAGCGGGGAUUCUCUUGCGAGAAAAAAUAUUGUUACAUAUCUUUAGGUCCUUAAAUAAAUCCCGCUUUCUCCAGUCUCAAUCAGAAAUUUCAUCAGCGGCAGGAUCGGAGGAGGGUCUUAUGCGCAAGCAGAGACGUCCGGAAUGAGGCAGAGAGAGGGGAGAGGGCUGGGGGUUGGAAGGUAUGAAACAAGCGGCGGCCCUCUCCGUUCCGAACGUCUCCAGAUUAUUGAAGUACACGAGACUCGCGGAGUGUCUUUCAAUAUGAUUUUAUUUUGACCGACGGUACAACACACAUUUCGAGAGAGAGAGAGAGAGAGAGAGGGGGCGGGGGAGAGAUUUUUACGCGAUUUGCUAAAGAAAAUAGUUUCCGCAGAUCCCGGAAUCACGACGCUCGCGCGUCGCGUCCUCCGGACGUCCUCAAAUCAUAGACAAGUAUGUAUAUCGUCCGAUUUCAUGUUUUUUGUUUAUAUAUAUAUAUAUAUGUAUGUAUAUGUAUGUAUAUUAUAUACAUAUGUACAGGAGUGCCCUUAGAGCUACCAUAGAUGAAGAAUGCGGCAGUCGUGAGUGUGUGUGUGUUUUUUGUCCUUUUCUCCCUUUUCUUUCUUUUUUUAUCCUUUUCCUCCUUUAUUUUCUUUCUUUUUUUUUUCUUUAUCGAAACGAACGUCUCCCUACAACACACCGUGUGCCACCGUGUGAUUAACAGUUAGGAAUGCUUGGCGUGAAAAGUUCAAAAAUCUUUGGUAAACGCACGCUACAGUCACACACGUCGUUACACAAUUAUUCUAGGGACAUUAUCUCGUUACGCACGAUUAAUAGCGACUAGAUCGUUAAGGGCUACGGAUGUGCGGCGAACGGACGCGACGCGACUUCUUCGCAGCAGCUGCUGCGUCGCUCAGCUUUUCCUUACCUCGUGCUCGAUCCGCGCUCGUUUAUCCCAUCGAUCGGAGCACGUUUCGCCGUCGCGCGCGCGUCGCCCUCGCGGUCUUCUCAACUAAAUAUCCGCCGCACGAAGUGUCGAGCGUAGGCACGCCGAUAAUUGUUAAUCCCGUCGAGAGGGAGGGAGCGAAUAUUUUUUGCGGCGAAUCGACGGCGGCGGCGGGAGGACGGAGAGGGCUGUUGGCCUCCGGCUGCGGUGGUAUGUAUGUAAAAUCGAUCCGUCAGCUCUGCUCAGACUCGAGGGGGCUCCUCUCUCGUGGGCGGUCGGGAUAUAUUUUGAUGUCGCGAAUUGACUCUGAAUCAAACGCUCUAUCACGCCUCGCCGCUCCCCCCGGCCGGCCGUUGAUUCGGACGCGUAACGCGCGCGCGAUUUGAUAAAAAUUCGAUAAAACUUUGGCCGCUCGCCACGUUCUUCGCGCUCGCUCGCGCGGCGGAUACGCACGCUAAACCACAAAGCGAA
This is a messenger RNA of Harpegnathos saltator (Jerdon's jumping ant), 4763 nucleotides long. RefSeq lists its product as uncharacterized. Gene Ontology annotation, cellular component: nucleus. Gene Ontology annotation, molecular function: RNA-DNA hybrid ribonuclease activity; protein binding; nucleic acid binding. Bases 146 to 2917 code for a protein of 923 amino acids. The transcript has 15 exons. Gene Ontology annotation, biological process: rRNA processing. NCBI's taxonomy places the organism in Eukaryota, Metazoa, Arthropoda, Insecta, Hymenoptera, Formicidae. The record is from RefSeq and is a predicted model, not a curated record.